AUGGGCAAUAAAGGUCUUGUCGUGCCUUUCCUCGGCGCCCUACAAGCCUGCAUCUCGGUACUGCUCACCAUGUGCUACGGGGUAGCAGCGCGUCGACUCCGACUCAUCCACGAAGCAACCAUCAACGACAUGUCCGGACUAGGCGUGAAGCUCUUCCUCCCAGCCCUGAUCAUUGUCAAUCUUGGCCGGCAGCUGCAUCUGGACACAGCGCUAAACUACCUCCGGGUAUUGAUAUGGUCCGCACUACAUACCUGCGUCUCAAUCAUAGUAGCCCAUCUAGUCUCCCGCCUCUUUAAGCUUCCGCAGUGGGUGACGCCCACCUGCUCAUUUAACAACCCUAUAUCACACCAGCUAUUCCUUCUCGAAUCCCUCAAAAGCGUGGGUAGUCUACGAGUCAUCCUUCACGACGGAGAAAGCAUGUCCGAAGCCAUUGACCGCGCACAGAGCUACUUCCUUGUCUGUACCGUGAUCGCCAAGUCCACGGCGUAUGCCUUCGGACCGAAGAUGUUACACGAUAGCGUGGAUUCGAACAGUAAUCUCGGUGAUCCGGAGGAGCGCCAUCGCGCUGUCAGCAUUCCUGAAGAAGAUGAGCAGCUCACAGAGCGCACUUCUCUUCUACCGAGGCGUGUGCAAACCGCUAGAGUGGUGGCUGGUCGCCGCCUUCAGCACUGUAGUAAAUGGAUCGGCUCAUUCUUCCCGCACCGCGUCAAGCAGGAACUGAUGGCGCCGUUUGGCUCGCCCUUUGUCGACGUGGUUAUCGGGUGUACUCUCAUCGGCGCGGUGCUGGGUUUAGUUCCUGCUCUGCACCGGGCAUUUUUCUUCCCGGAGGAAGAAGGAGGGAUGUUCAGCGUGUGGCUGACCUCUAGCGUUCGUCAUCUCGGACAGCUAUUUACCACGCUGCAGAUCUUCAUGGUUGGGUGUAAGUUGGGCGUCAGUUUUGAGCAGAUGAUCGCAUCUGGCGACUCGGGCCGCACACCAGUCAAGGCCAUCGCGAUUGUUUUUCUACUGCAGUUGGUGCUCUGGCCGGCGAUGAGUAUCUCGCUGAUCUAUGGAUUAGCAAGCAGCACAACCAUGCUCGGCAAUGACCCUAUGGUCUGGUUCAGUAUGAUGCUCAUGCCGGUUGGCCCGCCGUCGCUGGUGAUCUUAGGGCUAGCGGAGCUGGCGAAGGCGUCGGAGCGCGAGAAAAUGGCGAUUGCCAAGACGCUGACGAUCAUGUAUGCACUCUCGCCGCUUGUGUGUUUUGCCAUCACCGGCGCCCUCACGGCGUCCGAGGCGGUGCUGGAGGCAAGAUCGAAGGCAUGA
This is a messenger RNA of Penicillium lagena, 1302 nucleotides long. RefSeq names its product Auxin Efflux Carrier superfamily. The record is from RefSeq and is a predicted model, not a curated record. Lineage: Eukaryota; Fungi; Ascomycota; Eurotiomycetes; Eurotiales; Aspergillaceae. The coding region runs from base 1 to 1302 and encodes 433 amino acids. Gene Ontology annotation, biological process: transmembrane transport. Gene Ontology annotation, cellular component: membrane; endoplasmic reticulum. The transcript has 3 exons.